Messenger RNA from Pseudoliparis swirei, 1031 nucleotides. RefSeq names its product mitochondrial ribosomal protein S7 (gene mrps7). Gene Ontology annotation, biological process: ribosomal small subunit assembly; translation. The coding region runs from base 15 to 704 and encodes 229 amino acids. Gene Ontology annotation, molecular function: structural constituent of ribosome; rRNA binding; mRNA binding. The record is from RefSeq and is a predicted model, not a curated record. The transcript is spliced from 5 exons. Lineage: Eukaryota; Metazoa; Chordata; Actinopteri; Perciformes; Liparidae. Gene Ontology annotation, cellular component: ribosome.
UCACACUUUUCAAGAUGGCUGCUUCCAUCACAGGAUUAUUAAAACCUUGGACACCAAGAGUGCUCCUGGUGAGGUGGAGCAGAUACAACCCGUACUACCUGGAGCCAGAGGUCAGGAAGGAGGCCUACAGCACACCGGAGACGGAGCUGAGCGCCGAGGAGAAGGAGCAGCGGCAGCUCAAAACCCUCCGACCCAUCAAGGCAGCAACCAGUGGAGUCAGCAGCUCUGUUUUCAGCGACCCGGUCCUCAGUAAAUUCAUCAACAUGAUAAUGACGGACGGAAACAAGAUUUUGGCCAGAGGGAUCAUGACAGACACGCUGGAGCUCAUAAAGCGGAAACAGGUUGAGAAAUACCACAAAGCUCCAGAAGGGAAGAAGCAGGAGAUCGAGUGCAACCCGUACACCAUUUUCCACGACGCUCUGGAGAACUGCAAGCCUGUCGUUGGGCUGGCCAGUAUCCAGAAAGGUGGAAAGUACUACCAGGUGCCCAUCCCUCUUUCGGACAACCGGCGGCGCUUCCUCGCCAUGACAUGGAUGAUUGAAGAGUGCAGGGACAACAAACAUCGACGUAUGCACAUGUAUGAAAAACUCUCCCAGGAACUGCUGGCAGCAUCUGUGAAGGAGGGCAACGUUAUCAAGAAGAAGUUUGAGCUGCACAAGAUGGCCGAAUCCAACCGAGCCUACGCUCACUACCGCUGGUGGUAGAAAGAAACAAUAAGACUGAACAGCCGUUCGGUGACACAUUUUUGCUCCUCAAAGCGUUUGUCAAUAACCAUUAAGUCCUGUGUUGGAAGGACGACAGUGAAACACAAAAGGGUGACCUGGACUACUGUCACAUUUCGUAUUGAGGAACUGCAUCGUGUACAAUGUACAGACGUGCUCAACUGUAUUGUUAAUAAACAAUAAACACAAUUAAAAGGAAAAACUUCAAAGAUUUAUUAGAACAAAUGUAUUACAUGGACAACCCAACCAUAAAAAAUGGAAUUGAGAAAUGUAAAAAUGUAACAGUGUAAUAAAAUAUAUGAACAGAUA